This is a messenger RNA of Hevea brasiliensis (rubber tree), 1678 nucleotides long. RefSeq names its product protein SEH1. The record is from RefSeq and is a predicted model, not a curated record. Lineage: Eukaryota; Viridiplantae; Streptophyta; Magnoliopsida; Malpighiales; Euphorbiaceae. Gene Ontology annotation, biological process: positive regulation of TORC1 signaling; cellular response to amino acid starvation. Gene Ontology annotation, cellular component: nuclear pore outer ring; Seh1-associated complex. Bases 446 to 1423 code for a protein of 325 amino acids. Gene Ontology annotation, molecular function: structural molecule activity; protein binding. The transcript has 9 exons.
AGGUCAUGAGCCACGGAUCCACUGGAGCGUUCUUGAGCCAUUGUGGAUGGAACUCUAUUUUUGGAGAGGAUUGUGAAUGGUUUGCCCUUAAUUGCGUGGCGGCCACUUUAUGCAGAGCAAAAAAUGAACUCGGUGUUACCAGCUGAGGAUUUGAAGGUUGCAUCGAGUGUGAAAGCGAUCAAAUAUGGGCUAGUGGAUGAAUAUAAAAUUUGAAACUCCAUCUGUAAAUGUAAAUUUUCUGCUUAUAAAGUGGCAAAACAUUGCAUGUGAUGAGCUUCAGGGAAUCUUUAUUGACAAAUUGGGCCAAUUUCCACAGGCCCGCCCUCAUCGCGCUCCAAUUUCGAUGGGCUCGACGAGUGACAAUGCCCUAGUCCCCAGACACAGCCAGGUCGAGAGGUUUUAGAAGCAGCAGGGGGUGCGCUUUUUCGGUGCAGCGCACCAGGACAUGGAGAAAUCAGUGGCAACGCUAGACAAAGGCACGACGUGCUCGGCGUGGAACUACUGUGGGCAGAGAUUGGCCACAGGCUCCGUAGACGGGAGCCUAUCCAUUUUCGACCCGUGUGACCCCGCUUCUUCCUCCUUUUCCUGCACCUCCAAAAUUAAGGUUCAUGAGGCUCGUAUCGUGAAGGUUGUUUGGGUUCCUCCUGAACAUGGUGAUGCAAUAGCCUGCAUUUGUGCUGAUGGGAGUUUAUCUUUGUGGGAGGAAGUGGUAGAAGAUUCACGACCUUUUGAAUGGAAGCUUUGCAAAAGCUUUCCAAGCAAGGCAAUUAAAGUGUUGGAUGUUCAAUUUGGAGUCUUGCGGACAAGUUUGAAAAUGGUUGUGGCAUACUCAAAUGGUCAUGUGAAGGUCUAUGAGCUCUUGGAUCCCUUGGAGUUGAAGAAUUGGCAGCUUCAGGCCGAAUUUCAGAAUACUAUUGAUUCAGUAUCUACAUUUGGGAGGGCAAAUUGCUUUUCUGCAUCUAUUUCUUGGAAUCCACGAAUGGGUGAAAACCAGGAAUUGAGCUUUGUUCUGGGUUUUAAUUCAGAUACACCACAACUGAACUCCUCAAAGGUAUGGGAGUUUGAUCAGGCACAUCAACGAUGGCUUGCAGUUGCAGAGUUGGCUUUGCCCGCAGACAAAAGCGAUCAGGUUUUUGCUGUUGCGUGGGCACCCAACAUUGGCCGGCCAUAUGAGAUAGUGGCCGUAGCUACUCAUAAGGGAAUUGCAAUAUGGCAUCUAGGGUUGAACCCUGACCUGGAUGGAAGACUUUCACUGGAAAAAGUUGCCUCGCUCUCUGGUUUUGAAGGCGAGGUGUGGCAGAUGGAAUGGGACAUGAGUGGAAUGACUUUAGCAACCACAGGAACUGAUGGGAUGGUAAGACUCUGGCAGUCCAACCUGAAUGGCGUUUGGCAUGAGGAAGCUGCAUUUGAUUCCAGUUCUUAGACCUUCUGUGUCUAUAUAUAUUUUACUGGUUUUGGUGGCCAUUUUUCUCUGCUGCCAAAGGGAGAACAUAGUUUCAUUUGCUAUGGUUUCACUGCUCUUUCUUCUCUGUUGUGAUUGGUUAUCAAAAUCUGUUGUACCGUGUAAUAUGUGUUAGAAAAGCGCCAUUCUGUUUGAAAGAAACAGUUUGGAACAAAAUUGUUUUGCUAUUUUGAUGUUUUUAUAAUUAAAAUAUAUUAAAUUUAAAUUAAUUUUAAA